AUGGAGUUCCAAAACCACUCGCUGUCGUUUCUUUUCCUCAUUGGAUUCGUCCUAUCACUCGUUCACUGGAUUUACCACAGACUUUUCUCUCGACACUCUCUCCCGCCAAACCUCCCAUGGGCUGGCACUCGAAACCGUGGCGCCUCCUCUCGAGCUCGGUCUACACUUCGCAGUUUAUUUGACACCCGGGGUCUUCUCAAGGAAUCUUACACAAAGUACUCCAAGAAUGGAGUGACCUAUGUUCUACCAAAUGUGCUCACGGGUCCAGAAGUCAUCCUCCCACAAAGUUUGAUGGAUUGGCUCUUGCACCAGCCUGAUAGCGUUCUUGACCAGGGCGAAGUCAACCGCGAUUUCCUCCAAGCCGAUUUCACCAUGCUUCAUAAAAAAGUCGUCACCGACACGGUCCAUAAAGAUGUAAUCCAGAAAGAACUCACGCGAAGACUUGGGGAUUUUACCGCCGACGUCAACGAGGAAAUUGAUUUCGCGUUCAGGAAGGCAUGGGGCGUAAAUACCAAGGACUGGACCACCGUCACAGCGUACGACUCCAUGUCGGAGGUAAUUACCAGAAUAUCCAAUCGUGUUCUUGUUGGCCUACCACUAUGUCGGAAUGAGGAUUAUCUCCACUAUUCUUCGACGUUUGCUCGCUUUGUUGUGCUUGAAAUUGUGGCGCCUCUUGUAACACUGAAAGACUAUUGUCGCUACCUUGCCAUGACCAAGCACAUAUUACCAGUUUGGAAAUGCAGGACAUCAGAAUCCGCUCUGGAUAACAAGCCAAAGAACGACUACGUUCAGUGGUGUCUUAACCAUGCCGACGACGAACGAGACCCCGAGGAACGAGGAAGUGACAUGAUUACUAAACGCCUCGCUGCUAUAAGCUUUGCCGCCAUUCAAUCCUCAGUAAUUACCUCCUGCAAUUUGCUAUUGGAUCUCGCAGCUUUCGAUAAGACCGAAGCCCUUCUCGAGAACAUCCGACGAGACAUUGCUGCGGAACUCGGAGUUGGACAUCGCACAUGGAACAAGACCUCUCUAUCGCGCAUUGUUCUUCUCGACAGCACUAUCCGCGAGAGUAUGCGGUUGGGUGGUUUUGUCAGCCGAGGAGUUCUGAAAACAGUUGUCGCAAAAGACGGUGUGAAGCUACCAGGACUAUCUGGAGUCCGUCUUCCUUAUGGAUCCAAGGUCGGAAUUCACGCUUUUCCCGUUCAUUAUGAUGAAGAUAUAUAUCCUGAGGCUCAAAGCUUCAAUCCAACGCGAUUUUGCGACGACCGAAGUCUCGAAAUCAAAUCUGAGGAUGCAUCUGCUAGCCAGAAGCAAGGCCAGGCUCUUGUGACCACUUCGAGCAAUUUCAUGGCUUUCUCGCACGGUCGGCAUGCUUGUCCAGGUCGUUUCUUUGCCGCACAGCAACUGAAGCUUGUCCUUGCAUAUAUUGCUAUGAAUUACGAGAUCGAGCCUGUUGCCCAACGUCCAGCAAACCACUGGUUUGUGGGAAGCUCAGGACCUCCGCUCGAGACAACAAUCAGGAUUCGACGCCGCGAGAGUACUGUUUGA
This is a messenger RNA of Glarea lozoyensis ATCC 20868, 1545 nucleotides long. Its product is annotated as Cytochrome P450. Gene Ontology annotation, molecular function: heme binding; monooxygenase activity; oxidoreductase activity, acting on paired donors, with incorporation or reduction of molecular oxygen. The record is from RefSeq and is a predicted model, not a curated record. Bases 1 to 1545 code for a protein of 514 amino acids. Lineage: Eukaryota; Fungi; Ascomycota; Leotiomycetes; Helotiales; Helotiaceae. The transcript has 6 exons.